AUGUUCUGGAAGUUUGACUUGAACACCACGUCCCAUGUCGACAAGCUGCUGGAUAAGGAGGACGUGACGUUGCGCGAGUUACUGGACGAAGAUGACGUCCUACAGGAGUGCAAGGCUCAGAACCAGAAGCUGCUUGGCUUCCUCUGCAGGCAGCAGUGUAUGGAGGAGCUGGUGAGCCUCAUCACACAGGACCCACCUCUGGACAUGGAGGAGAAGGUCCGCUUCAAGUAUCCAAACACAGCCUGUGAGCUGCUGACAUGUGACGUGCCACAGAUCAACGACAGACUAGGAGGGGAUGAGACUUUGCUGAACCUUCUUUACGACUUCUUGGACCACGAGCCGCCUCUGAAUCCUCUGCUCGCCAGUUUUUUCAGCAAGACCAUUGGCAACCUCAUUGCAAGAAAGACUGAACAGGUGAUUCUGUUCUUGAAGAAGAAGGACAGGUUCGUCAGUCUGGUGUUGCAGCACAUCGGCACCUCGGCCCUCAUGGACCUGCUGCUGCGCCUUGUCAGCUGCGUGGAGCCUGCUGGGCUCCGGCAGGAAGUCCUGCAUUGGCUUAAUGAAGAGAAGAUCAUCCAGAGGCUGGUGGAGCUGAUCCACCCAAGUCAGGAUGAAGAUAGACAGUCCAACGCCUCUCAGACUCUCUGUGACAUCGUCAGGCUGGGCAGAGAGCAGGCCAGUCAGCUGCAGGAGGCCCCGGAGCCAGACCCCCUCCUCACAGUGUUGGAGUCGCAGGACUGUGUGGAGCAGCUUCUGAAGAACAUGUUUGAUGGAGACCAGACUGAGAGCUGCCUCGUUAGUGGGACUCAGGUGUUACUUACCUUGUUGGAAACAAGGCGGGCUGGGACAGAGGGCUUGGUGGACUCCUUUUCUCAGGGACUGGAAGGGCUGUGUACCGUCAGCAGCAGCAUACUGCACGGCAUUGAGCCACGACUGAAGGACUUCCACCAGCUUCUACUCAGCCCGCCAAAGAAAAAAGCGAUCCUGACCACCAUUGGCGUGCUGGAGGAGCCUUUGGGGAAUGCCCGUCUGCACGGGGCCCGCCUCAUGGCUGCACUGCUGCACACGAACACGCCCAGCAUCAACCAGGAACUCUGCCGGCUCAACACCAUGGGCUUACUGCUGGACCUGUUUUUUAAGUACACCUGGAAUAACUUCCUGCACUUCCAAGUGGAACUAUGCAUAGCCGCUAUUCUCUCCCAUGCUGCCCGCGAGGACAGGGCAGAAGCCAGUGGACUGGAGGGCAGGGUGGAGCUUCUGCCCGGAAGCGGGGACCCAGAGGCCCCCCAGCCUGCUGCCAGCCGCCCUGAGAACACAAUGGUGACCCAUCUGUUCCAGAAGUGCUGCCUGGUCCAGCGGAUCCUGGAGGCCUGGGAAGCCAAUGAUCACGCACAGGCAGCGGGUGGCAUGAGGAGAGGCAACAUGGGCCACCUUACCCGGAUUGCCAAUGCGGUGGUACAGAACCUGGAGAGGGGCCCCAUGCAGACCCACAUCAGCGAAGUCAUCCGAGUUCUCCCAGCGCCCACGGCAGUCCGCAGGGAGCCCUGCAAGGGAGCACCAUUACUUAGCCCUGGGACAGCGCCACUGUGCUCAGGCAUGGAGGGCCCAGAGGGGACGCCUGAGGGCCACCGGAAGGGAGGCCUAGGCGGCCAGGGGUCCUGCAGGACCUCGAGGGCGCUCACAGGGAAGGGCCUGAGCUCAGCGGGCAUCUUGGCACACAAGCCGACCUCAGGAGCCCCCAGGUACGAAGUGAGCAUGGGGACCACUGCUGUGCGGAUCUCCCUCUGCUGUGCGGAUACCACUGCAGCUGUAUCUCCCUCUCCGCCCAUCCCCCCAACCCCUCAGUGCAGCCCACAGGCCUGUGGGGGCCUGUUUUCUGGAAAGGUCAGAGCCCCAGAGUGA
Molecule: messenger RNA, 1902 nt
Organism: Puma concolor (puma)
Lineage: Eukaryota; Metazoa; Chordata; Mammalia; Carnivora; Felidae
Source: RefSeq, a predicted model, not a curated record